This is a messenger RNA of Zootermopsis nevadensis, 7916 nucleotides long. RefSeq lists its product as uncharacterized. The record is from RefSeq and is a predicted model, not a curated record. Lineage: Eukaryota; Metazoa; Arthropoda; Insecta; Blattodea; Termopsidae.
UAUAAAUUAGUUGAUUAAUCAUGUAGCUAGUGAACUUGAGAAUUAAUAUUUCUCUUAAGUAAUUUAUUAUUCUGUUAGUAAGCCGAUUACUUUAGUAAUUAGUCAGUUAAUCGAUUGUUUGGUCAGAAAUUGUCAUUAAGUGAUUAACUGAUCGUUUGGGUAUUUUUCGGGCGAUUUACAAAUUAAAUAUAUCAUGGCAGGAUAGAAUUUAUAAAUAGGCGACGUUAUAGAAGGAAGGUACAAUUCCAGUAUUUUCCUGUAUGGACUAAGAAAAAUCACGAAAAAUCAAAAUAGGUUACCAUCCGAGAUUCGAACCCAAGAUCGCUUCAAUACGAAGCAGGAGUGGCAACCACUCAACGACUGGUUUGUCCGUGAGUCAAUUCGUUAAUUGGUUAUUAACUUAAUCAGAUAAUUGUUUAGUAAUUAGCUAUUUGCGUAGUGACUUCGUUCAUUAGUCAUUUGGUUGGUUAGCAAGUUAGCUAUUUAGAUUACCCAAUCAAUCCAAAGAGAACUGUAAGGGUGAGUAAAUACUUCACAUUUCCAGCGCCAAGGACUGCAUUCAGUUUCGAUACGAAGAGAUAACGCUUUCCCAUAUGAAUCAGCGAAAUACAUGCAUCAUAUAAGUAAACUUUAGAACAAUGUUCAGCAUCCGGUCGCGUCCAUUGUAUUAAUUCUGUAAUCAUUGUUCUAUACUUGACUGUCUUUCCCUUUUUUGACACGUCUCACCAUAAUUCUAUGCUGCUGCCUGUACAAGCCACUCUAAUUAACGGUCGAAACCAACAGAACAAAUAUAAGUACUUUAACGUGAAUAAAAUCUAACAAGCAAGGUGGCUGGAGACAUUUGGAUCACUUAUGCGAACAAAGGCAUAAUGUACAGACACGAUAAUAUUGUUGUUCUGGAUUUUGAAGCCGUGUAGACUCGUAGACAGAUACCAGUGUUUCGGAGAAACAUACUGUCUCAAUCUUCAGGAUUGAAGUGACUAAAGGCAGAAAUAUUUAACUCGAAACGUUGGUAUUCCAUACUACAGUUAGUCUAAGAAUGAUGUUUCCGGUAGUUACUAAUGUUAAGUAAUAUCAAAGAGUAGAAUCCUUCUUUCUAAGCUGAUAGUUUGUCGUCUAGUUAAAAUGUUCCCAUUAUCUUUCAGAACCGGAUGUUAGGCCUCCGCUGUUGUGUGUCCAAGUCUGAAGUCGUCUCAAGGCGAUAGAUUAAAGAAUUCAGUGGUUUGUCCCGCUUCGUUACAAAUAUCCGGUAGCAUUUAGAGAGUGUUGUGGCUUUGGAAAGCGUCUGAAUAGAUUUCGACUCAUCUGUCUCUGCUGCUCGGCAUAUAUGCAGCGCAUUUAUAAUUCGAGGACUCUGACAGCAACCACACCGCGGUCAAUGGCCGAACUCCCCACACAACACAAAUAACCGAAGCCCGAGAACAGACCGACACUAGAAGAAUCGGGAGAAACAGCUAAAAAAGGAACAUGAAUGGGAACCAGUUUUGGUUUUAUCGAAGCUUGCUCCAGUAUGCCACAUCCACGCAGGGCCAGAAGACCGAUGUCUAGGGAGACUUUCAUCUGGAGCUGGCAGGCCAGCAGAAUCAUCGUGCUUCAGGUUCAACAUUUUUUCAAACACCGUGGUGUACAUCUCAUCUGCUGGAGGAAUGUGCUUUUGGUGCGGACCUGGUUUCAUGUGCAGUGACAGACAGAAGAAUCAACAUGCGUGCUAAACGGUCAUAUGUUUAACAGUAUUGUUGUUCUUCAGCAAGAGACCGUAUAGUGAACUGGUGACAAAGUGGUGUGGACGAGUGUGUGUGUUAGUGUGCGGUACAGAGUCCUUGGAUUAUACGUAAAAGUAUAGUGUGAUCGGAUACCACAAGAAGGAAGACACCUUCUCUAGUCGGUGCAUCCAGCCAUGACCAGCAACAAGGUGGCAGCUGGGCUAGUGGUGGCAUUAUGCAGUCUGCUACUCGCCCCUCGUCACGUGACCGCCGCCGAGGCGUCGUCUUCGUCUGAAGACGAAGGCACUCGUCGCGAGGGCAGUUACCACGGAAGUGGAAGUGGUGCCAGUUCAGGGGAUCUUAUACCACCUCCGCAUUUGCACGGGGGUGGUGGUGGUGGUGGUGGGAAUAGUGGAGGUGUACACACUGAACCUUGUGGGUUCUCAGCUCCUUCGGAUUCAUAUGGUCCUCCCUCUCAGUCUUAUGGACCUCCACUGCCUCAUUCCAAUGGUCACCCUUCUAAAUCAUAUGGACCUCCCCCUUCUCAAUCAUAUGGACCUCCCCCUUCUCAAUCGUAUGGACCUCCGCCUUCUCAAUCAUAUGGACCUCCCCCUUCUCAAUCAUAUGGACCUCCGCCUUCACAAUCGUAUGGACCUCCCCCAUCUCAAUCUUAUGGACCUCCAAAACUUAAAGCAGUCUAUGGUCCUCCACAAGGAGCUCCCAGUAACUCAUACGGGCCGCCGAAAUUUGGCUCUGCUGGUGGCGGCGGAGGUAAAGACCGCCCUGAAGUGAUCCAUGUUCCACCUCCACCGGAUCCUCCCCAACCUCCUCCAGAAUUGUUUGGAUCCUCCAAACCUUCCGUUGGAAGACCGUCGUCAUCAUACGGACCUCCUAUUGGUGGAGGAAGUUUUUCACCGCCGAGACCUUCUUAUGGACCACCAAAGCCAUUGUAUGGCCCUCCUCCGUCCAGUUCGUAUGGACCCCCAAGACCACCAAAAUCAGUUUAUGGCCCACCAAGUAAUUUCCAGUCGUCUCUUGAAUCGCAUUCUUUCAAUUCUUUAAAAGGCCCAAAACCAAUAUAUGGCCCACCAAAACCCUCAUACGGCCCACCCCCCAAGCCGGUGUACGGUCCACCGCCAAAACCUGUAUAUGGUCCGCCACCCAAACCUGUAUAUGGCCCGCCACCGAAACCUAUCUACGGCCCACCCCCCAAGCCGGUGUACGGUCCACCGCCAAAACCUGUAUAUGGUCCGCCACCCAAACCUGUAUAUGGCCCGCCACCGAAACCUAUCUACGGCCCACCCCCCAAGCCGGUGUACGGUCCACCGCCAAAACCUGUAUAUGGUCCGCCACCCAAACCUGUAUAUGGCCCGCCACCGAAACCUAUCUACGGCCCACCCCCCAAGCCGGUGUACGGUCCACCGCCAAAACCUGUAUAUGGUCCGCCACCCAAACCUGUAUAUGGCCCGCCACCGAAACCUAUCUACGGCCCACCCCCCAAGCCGGUGUACGGUCCACCGCCAAAACCUGUAUAUGGUCCGCCACCCAAACCUGUAUAUGGCCCGCCACCGAAACCUAUCUACGGCCCACCCCCCAAGCCGGUGUACGGUCCACCGCCAAAACCUGUAUAUGGUCCGCCACCCAAACCUGUAUAUGGCCCGCCACCGAAACCUAUCUACGGCCCACCCCCCAAGCCGGUGUACGGUCCACCGCCAAAACCUGUAUAUGGUCCGCCACCCAAACCUGUAUAUGGCCCGCCACCGAAACCUAUCUACGGCCCACCCCCCAAGCCGGUGUACGGUCCACCGCCAAAACCUGUAUAUGGUCCGCCACCCAAACCUGUAUAUGGCCCGCCACCGAAACCUAUCUACGGCCCACCCCCCAAGCCGGUGUACGGUCCACCGCCAAAACCUGUAUAUGGUCCGCCACCCAAACCUGUAUAUGGCCCGCCACCGAAACCUAUCUACGGCCCACCCCCCAAGCCGGUGUACGGUCCACCGCCAAAACCUGUAUAUGGUCCGCCACCCAAACCUGUAUAUGGCCCGCCACCGAAACCUAUCUACGGCCCACCCCCCAAGCCGGUGUACGGUCCACCGCCAAAACCUGUAUAUGGUCCGCCACCCAAACCUGUAUAUGGCCCGCCACCGAAACCUAUCUACGGCCCACCCCCCAAGCCGGUGUACGGUCCACCGCCAAAACCUGUAUAUGGUCCGCCACCCAAACCUGUAUAUGGCCCGCCACCGAAACCUAUCUACGGCCCACCCCCCAAGCCGGUGUACGGUCCACCGCCAAAACCUGUAUAUGGUCCGCCACCCAAACCUGUAUAUGGCCCGCCACCGAAACCUAUCUACGGCCCACCCCCCAAGCCGGUGUACGGUCCACCGCCAAAACCUGUAUAUGGUCCGCCACCCAAACCUGUAUAUGGCCCGCCACCGAAACCUAUCUACGGCCCACCCCCCAAGCCGGUGUACGGUCCACCGCCAAAACCUGUAUAUGGUCCGCCACCCAAACCUGUAUAUGGCCCGCCACCGAAACCUAUCUACGGCCCACCCCCCAAGCCGGUGUACGGUCCACCGCCAAAACCUGUAUAUGGUCCGCCACCCAAACCUGUAUAUGGCCCGCCACCGAAACCUAUCUACGGCCCACCCCCCAAGCCGGUGUACGGUCCACCGCCAAAACCUGUAUAUGGUCCGCCACCCAAACCUGUAUAUGGCCCGCCACCGAAACCUAUCUACGGCCCACCCCCCAAGCCGGUGUACGGUCCACCGCCAAAACCUGUAUAUGGUCCGCCACCCAAACCUGUAUAUGGCCCGCCACCGAAACCUAUCUACGGCCCACCCCCCAAGCCGGUGUACGGUCCACCGCCAAAACCUGUAUAUGGUCCGCCACCCAAACCUGUAUAUGGCCCGCCACCGAAACCUAUCUACGGCCCACCCCCCAAGCCGGUGUACGGUCCACCGCCAAAACCUGUAUAUGGUCCGCCACCCAAACCUGUAUAUGGCCCGCCACCGAAACCUAUCUACGGCCCACCCCCCAAGCCGGUGUACGGUCCACCGCCAAAACCUGUAUAUGGUCCGCCACCCAAACCUGUAUAUGGCCCGCCACCGAAACCUAUCUACGGCCCACCCCCCAAGCCGGUGUACGGUCCACCGCCAAAACCUGUAUAUGGUCCGCCACCCAAACCUGUAUAUGGCCCGCCACCGAAACCUAUCUACGGCCCACCCCCCAAGCCGGUGUACGGUCCCCCGCCCAAACCUGUUUACGGCCCGCCACCCAAACCUGUCUACGGUCCGCCACCCAAACCAAAGCCUGUCUAUGGUCCUCCAAAAUUACCCUCGACCUCGUAUGGCCCUCCACCCUCCUCUUUGUAUGGUGCACCUCCUGCGCCCAGUGAUUCAUAUGGGCUACCGCCAGCGGUCGGGGCUCCACCAACGCCUCCAGAAAUCAAAUACGACGGGUGGCAGCCAAUACCCGGCCUGGUUUCCAAGUCUCCAAGUGAUUCUUACGGCCCACCACCCAGUGGAGACGCGGCGCCCGGCCACCCGCGUGAGGAAUACGGUCCUCCACCGCCUCCUCCAAGUGGUUCAUUUGGUGCCCCACCAAGUGAUCAAUACGGACCUCCACCAAGCAACUCGUACGGUGCCCCAUCUGGAGGACCACCGAGUGGUGAAUACGGACCUCCGCCACGUCCACAACUACGGCCACCUAGCACCUCUUAUGGUACCCCAAGCAGCUCCUAUGGAGCACCAGGCUUUGUAGGACCUCCAGCUCCGAGUAGUUCAUAUGGCCUGCCAUCAGGCGAAGGAUCUGUGGGGCAUCACCCGGUACCUUCUGGAGAUUAUGGAGCACCUCCAGUUGGAGGUCUUGGACCACCACCCGCACCAAGCACCAGUUAUGGGGCACCUCCGAGCGGGGAAGGAUUGCAUCCGCCCAGCGAUCAAUACGGAGCACCACCAUCCGCACCAAAUAUCGGCCAUAGUGCACCAGAGCAACCGAGUGGACACUACGGGGCCCCACCGAGCAAGGAAUAUGGUGCUCCUCCAGGAUCGAACGUGGAAGUGGUCAUAACAAAAAGUCCAGGUUUUGAGCUUUCCGUGCCUGGAAUAUCUUCCACUCACACAAAGAUCAUUCCCAAGGAACCAGUGAAGUUUCGAGAUCCCGUGCCGGCGGGACUGAUCACGUCAAUCGGAGAGACCGUGGCCAAUAACAACGCUUUUGGCACCAGUCGCCCGAAAGGUCCCACGUAUUUACCUCCACCUGUUCCCGACCCGGCCAACGCUCACGGCGAUUCAGUCUCACCACCGAUCAUCUAUGGUUCCCCACAAGCGGCGUCGUUAGUGUCCUUCGGAUCAGGAUCCUCCUAUUCUCAUCAUGGACUGGCCCCACCGCCUGCUCAAAGCAGUUUGUCAAGUUAUUCGGCUGGCGGCUCCCAGACUGUGGCGCUGUUUGGGAGAGCUCCUCUUGAUACGUAUGGCGCCCCGACGUCUCAUUCAACGUCAGGCCACAAUUGUGGAGCAACAAGUUUUGUUCCGUCCAAUUCGUUUGGUUCUCAGUCUGUGCCUUCGUCAGCAUACGGCGCUCCGUUUCACUCAAGCGGAGGAGGGGGUAUAAGCAGUAGUCUCACAGCGCCGUCCCAGAAUUAUGGAGUCCCUUCACCAUACCAGUCGUAUGGCGCACCAAAUGGUAAUUACCAGCCAUCAGCACUUUCUAACUUAUUUGGUGCUCCGUCAGCUCCCUCAGUCACAUAUGGUUCCCCUGAUCAGACAGCACAACAGACUUCUUCAGUAAAUGACCAAGCGCCGUCUGAUGCUAACAGCGGGACACACACGGGUUCCGCGGCAACUGGAAAUGCUGUCGCGGAAGCGCUCAUCAGCAAUGGCCUGCCUCAGGGUCUGGACAACUUAUUUCAAACACAACAGACUUUUGCACUAGGUCACGAAGAGCCGAGAACUAAAAGCGGAGUUCAAGAUAUUGCUAUCCAAGGUUCUCAAGGCACGUAUACUCUUCAGAUUCAACCAGCGGGAGGUAUCGGUGGUACUGGCUCUGCUGACAACAUUCCACACGAAGAGGUGCUUUCGAAUGGGCUUCUUCGGGACAUAUUAGCUGCCAUAGAACAGCAACCUUCUCAGCAAACAUCACAGUACGAUUCAUCAGAUGACCUCCAGCAUGCAUCUGCAGGAUCUCUCGUUGAAUACCAUUCCCCGCCAGAACUGGAAGGGCAAGGUUCAGCGAGUAAAGAGGUCUCAGUCACUCCUCCAUCGGAAACUGAAUCAGAGACGAAUUCUAUCGUAAAUUCCACGCAAGAACCAGAAAGGCAUGAUGCCUCUCGUUCACUAUCUUUUUCAUUGAAGAAUAAUAAGAUAGCACUGUACUUCAGACCGAAAGAGUCCACACCAGAUGUUACAAUACCAUCAAAUUCAACAAGUGUUAACAGUAAUUUGCCAGUAGAUAAUGGAAAUCGUGUUUCAGACGGUGGAGAAAACACCGAGAAAUCUGGAAGCUUUGUGGCCUUCAGUGAUCCUCAUUCUAAUUACGUGUAUGGUGAUUUACCAACAGCUGUUGAAGCCAAUUUCAACUCGAGCAUCCUUGUCAGUUCAGGAACACCCACUCCAAAAUCUGCUACGUGAGAAUAAUGUAUCUGAAUAUUUAUCCUAACAAGCUUUGUACCUUCAAAAUUUUGAUCAAAUACUUUAUUGAAAUUGGAGCUCUGUAGAAGUUUCGUAAUAGUUUACCUUCAGUCGGGGAGAACGUUUACUGUUUUUUUUUAUUUAUCGAUGGGUGCUUGAAUUUGAACUCAUGGGUUUAUUUUAAUACUGUAUUUGAUCAUACAAGUGGUCCGAUUAGUAGAGGCACCCGUUUAAAUCAGGUUUGAUUUUAAACAUUAUUUUGAAAAUUAAAUUCCAGAUUUAGUAUUUUUUCAGUUCCGUGUUGUUUUGUACUAGCCCUAGGAUUUUUAGCUACCAGUGUAGCAGCCGUUCUGUACGGACGCCAUACAGACUACACUACAUUGCACUUUCACCAUCGUGUUCGUUUGUUUAGGAGAAAUUCACUUAUGAAUCUAUUGUAUUGUUUUGUGCCUGUAAAGUGUCUGGCUAGACAAGAUAUCUUUAAUUCUUUGCGUGUGUUAACGACGCAGUAUAGCCACAAUACAUUGUCGUGCAGAAAGGACAGAAGACUUUUAUUAGACCUACGUUAACAUAUAAAAACCUAGAA